This is a messenger RNA of Cylas formicarius (sweet potato weevil), 1187 nucleotides long. It is a transcript of the gene Ubc4, whose product is annotated as ubiquitin-conjugating enzyme E2-22 kDa. Gene Ontology annotation, molecular function: protein binding; ubiquitin conjugating enzyme activity. Lineage: Eukaryota; Metazoa; Arthropoda; Insecta; Coleoptera; Brentidae. Bases 342 to 941 code for a protein of 199 amino acids. Gene Ontology annotation, cellular component: nucleus. Gene Ontology annotation, biological process: protein polyubiquitination; proteasome-mediated ubiquitin-dependent protein catabolic process. The transcript is spliced from 5 exons. The record is from RefSeq and is a predicted model, not a curated record.
UUUUUCCGUCGCUUUCGACGUCACACGGACGUCCCGUCGUCGCGACUUUAUCGCGUUUCGCGCCGCCGCGACGUCACGGGCACGAUUUUAACGUUUUUUUUUUAACGCGUACGUAAGGGUGACCGCAACCGACCAAUCCGCCGACACGGCGUGCUGUCAUUCGGCGUAUUCGGAUUUUUUUUUUCACUGGCCGAUUCUUCGGACAAAAUUAAAGUGCCAACGAACGAACGAUAGGUACAAGGAGAAAAACGGUCGAGACGACACGCGAGGGGCAAAACCGAGACGAAAUUCACAUGUAACGCGGCGCCGGCACGCCGGACGGAAGAGGGUCGCGCGAUAACAUGGCAAAUAUAGCGAUCCAGCGGAUCAAGCGCGAAUUCAAAGAGGUUAUCAAAAGCGAGGAGGUGGCGAAAUGCGCGAUCAAAGUCGAACUGGUCGACAACAAUUACACGGAACUCAAGGGCGAGAUCGCGGGGCCCCCGGACACCCCCUACGAGGGCGGCAAGUUUGUGUUGGAGAUUAAGGUGCCGGAAACGUACCCCUUCAACCCGCCGAAGGUUCGUUUCAUAACGAAAAUAUGGCAUCCGAAUAUAUCUUCGGUCACCGGCGCUAUAUGCUUAGACAUCCUAAAGGAUCAAUGGGCGGCGGCGAUGACGUUGCGCACGGUGCUGUUGUCGCUGCAGGCGCUGCUGUCGGCAGCGGAGCCCGACGACCCGCAGGACGCCGUCGUCGCCAGGCAAUACAAAGAAAAUUUAGAAAUGUUUCAGCUGACCGCCCGGCACUGGACCAACGCGUACGCCGAAGGCCCCAACGCGAAUCCCGAGUGCGACGAGAAAAUUAAGAGGCUAGUCGAUAUGGGAAUAGAGGAGCACCAGGCGCGGGCCGCCCUUUCGUCCUACAACUGGGACCUGGAGAGGGCGACCGAGCAACUAUUCAGUUAGUACCGGGUCGAAACGUCGUCUUUUCCUUUACCGGUCGCCGUUUCUUUUCUUUUUCGUGGUAUAAAUCAAUAGAUGUAAAUAUUUAACGCAUCGAGAGCCUUCCCACACAGUCACAGUUAUUGUCCAUUUGGUUAGUCAGCGUUUUUUUUUUUUUUUUUUUAUAUAUAUAUACCCGGUUGGAUUUCGUUUUAUUUUAGCUUGUAAUUCAGGUUUUUCCGUCGCCGAAGAGUGUAUAUUGCGUUUUAA